UGGGCGGCAAAACGGUUUUGUGACCGGAACACCGGAAUUUAUCAGAAAUCUGCGUUUUAUAUCAACUAUCGAAAUGUGUGCAGUGCAAAAUCUUCAAAACUUCCCUUCCAAUAUCCCCCCGAGUCCAUUGCGGCUGCACUAUCCGGAGUUGAACUUAUCCCGCGAACUACCCCAUCACCAUCCCGCAGGGCAGCAUGCCCGGGACGACUGCACUCGUGACGUGAUGGUGCCGGUAGCGGAGCCCCUGUCCAAGCGCAUCAUGAGCAUUCUGAUCGAGCUCGGUCCGGUCGAGGCACUGCGCGAGGCCACGGGCUCCAACUCGAAGCUGGUCUCUUCAACGGCACGUUAUCUGUUAACAUUCGGCGAUCGUAUUGGGAAGCUUUUCCUCUCCUACCCGUGCCAGACGUCGCUCGAGCUGGUGGCCAAACACUCACAGACUCGCAACUGGUCCAAAAGUGCAAUCCGUGGUCUCUGUUGGCAUCCGACGACUUUCAAAUUGGCCGUUGCCACCGUCGACGAUAGCGUGCGUCUGUUCACCACCAACACACAAGUGACGCUGCUGCUAAAGAAUGGGCUGCAGAAGGGGAUCACCUGUAUGGCCUGGCGUCCCUUCACCAGCGGUGAGCUUGCCAUCGGUUGUCUGAACGGAGUACUGCUGUGGUCCGUCGAUCCAAACAGUUUGAUUGCAAGACCGCUUACACCACCGACGCAGCUGGUACAUGGAAAGCAUCGACCAGUGACUUCGGUGAGCUGGACAAAGGAUGGCCAGCAGCUGAUAACGGCCAGUGUUGCCGAUGGCACGGUGGUUGUCUGGAAAGUUGACCAACAGCGUGUUUCGGUGACGCACCGGGUAGGGAUGCCGUGUGCCUUUGCCAGCUGGUCACCGAACUCGAGCCACCUGUUAGUGACGACCAUUGGGAAAGCGUUCUAUCUGUGUAACGUGCAGAGCAGACUGCAGCGACGGCCGUGGAUGUCCUGGGAUACACCGCACGGAUCGAUCCAAUCUUUUGCCUGGUCUCGUGACGAUCGACACAUCCUGUUCGUCACCACCGGAGAUAAGCUGCUAUUCUACUCGCCUGUAGCAACUCGAGAAGGUCUGGACGCCACCAACAACCGUGCCUUUCAGCUGAUCGACCUGACUGAAACCACGACGGACGAUGGAUCGGAAAUCGGCGGACUUCCGCAGGCCAUUGUGUGGUGUCCGCUUGAUCGGUACUUGGCCAUAUCGUUCAAACACUCUCCCACGAUUGCCGUUUUCUUCACAGCCCUCCGGGGACAGCAGUUCAGCGUCGAACCGUACUGUUUCCUUUCCGGGGGCAGCAUGGAGUAUCCUGCCUGUAUAGCGUUCCAGGAAAAUUUCCAAGCCGAAUCGAUCGCUUCGGCACAGUCCGUCCUUACGAUCGGUUGGUCAUCCGGCAGGAUCGAAUACUGUCCGCUCAAGUGAGGAACCGAUCUCCGGAGAUUGGCACCGAAGCGAAAGAAAGGAUUUUACUCAUAAUUUGAAGCACUCAGACUCGUAACAGUGAGGGCAAAUAAAUGGAUCCCAUGUGGUGGCCAAAA
Molecule: messenger RNA, 1560 nt
Organism: Anopheles aquasalis
Lineage: Eukaryota; Metazoa; Arthropoda; Insecta; Diptera; Culicidae
Product: aladin-like
Biological process (GO): nucleocytoplasmic transport
Cellular component (GO): nuclear pore
Molecular function (GO): protein binding
Source: RefSeq, a predicted model, not a curated record